AUGCACCUGCGUUUUGACCUCAAAUUUUCCCUUGCCAAAGUGCAGACAACUCCACCAGCCGCAGCUGUGAAAGCCAGUAGCAUCCGAAAUAGAUCGAUGCCCGAGCCCAAUUCCCGCCAUCUGUUCAGACAAUUCGGGCUGAUCGAUCGCACUUGUCCGUGCUUCGGACUUGGCGCUUUGGGCUCCGUCAAAGACGCGACGCAGCCAUUAGGGUCACACGUUUUUCGCCCGUUUUCCCAUUCGCCUUGUUAA
Protopolystoma xenopodis is the source of this 252-nucleotide messenger RNA. Lineage: Eukaryota; Metazoa; Platyhelminthes; Monogenea; Polystomatidea; Polystomatidae. The record is from the annotation of a GenBank genome assembly.